CACAGCAAACAGGAGACGUUGCUCAAUCCCAAGCAUGAAAAAAAAGCUGUUUAUCGAUGCGGACACAGGGGUGGAUGAUGCUCAGGCCAUCAUGGUGGCCCUGGCGGCCCCCGAUGUGGAGAUUUUGGGGAUCACCUGCUGUUAUGGCAACACGCCGCUGGAGAACGUCCUCAUGAAUACGCUGCGCGUCCUGAAAGCCUGCAACAGACUGGAUAUCCCAGUGUACCGAGGAUGCUCAGGGCCCCUGCUGGCCAACCGGCGCCACGCUGGAGACUACCAUGGGAAGGACGGCAUGGGCGACGCCCCGGACCCGGACGCCCCCGGCCUGGAGCUGCUGCAGAAAAAAAGAGGCGUGCCUGCCAUGGUCAAGAUAAUUAAUCAAAACCCCGGAGAGGUGACCCUGGUGGCCACGGCCCCCCUCACUAACUUGGCCGUCGCAGUACAGCUGGACCCCUCCCUCCCCAAGAAACUCAAGGCUCUUUACAUCAUGGGCGGAAACACAGACUCCAGAGGUAACACCACAGUGUGCGGAGAGUUCAACUUUGUGGCCGACCCCGAGGCCGCCCACAUCGUGCUGGACCGCUACACCUGCCCCACCUUCAUCACCCCCUGGGAGUUCAGCUGCAGGAACAGUCUGCCGUGGACUUUCUGUGAGCAAUGGCUGUCCCAAAACACAGAGAAGGCUGCGUUUAUGAGGAAGAUCACCAGCCUCUCAAUGAAGAAAGCUCAGUCGGCCAACUAUCAGAAGGAGAUCACAGAAGGAAAAGGGUUCAACUCCUGCGACACCUACGCCAUGGCUGCAGCCAUCGACGACACAUUUAUAACAGAGAGUGAAGAGGUUGCCGUGACAGUGGAGCUGCAGGGGAAAUACACCCGAGGCAUGAUGGUGCUGGACUACAUGGAGCUGCUGAACAAGAAGCACAAGGCCGUGAUCAUGCAGAAUGUCGACCUGGAGAAGUUCAAGCAGAUGUUCAUGAACUCGCUGAAGUAAAGAGAUGCUGUGACGAGGAGAAGGCAGGAAU
Messenger RNA from Limanda limanda (common dab), 1022 nucleotides. RefSeq names its product inosine-uridine preferring nucleoside hydrolase-like. The record is from RefSeq and is a predicted model, not a curated record. Gene Ontology annotation, molecular function: hydrolase activity, hydrolyzing N-glycosyl compounds. Lineage: Eukaryota; Metazoa; Chordata; Actinopteri; Pleuronectiformes; Pleuronectidae. The coding region runs from base 35 to 991 and encodes 318 amino acids. The transcript has 8 exons.